Echinostoma caproni is the source of this 390-nucleotide messenger RNA. The record is from the annotation of a GenBank genome assembly. Lineage: Eukaryota; Metazoa; Platyhelminthes; Trematoda; Plagiorchiida; Echinostomatidae.
AUGGAAAUCGCACAUAUUCUUUCUGUUCUUGUAGUUAGCGAAGAAUCGGGCGAACAGUCUGGUGCUCAUACCAGUUCGUCCAAAGAACACGCACGUUAUCUACUGGCUCUGGUUGACAUGUCGUUUGGGGCAAUGACCGCGGCCGGACUUUCGCAUGCCGGUCAGCCGAGUAGCACAGCCUCGGACAGUAUGUACGACGAGCGUGAUCGCAUGUCCACCUCGAUGAACACGUCCACUGUGAUUUCUGCCGGGAUGGAACCGGAGGGCACUGGCCGACGAUCGAAUCAUGCCCUGUCCGUCUCGACUGCGUUUCAAUUCAAUGGGGGCAAAACUCGCUGUAUGUCUACCACACACACACACACACACACACAUCAGAGAGAUUAUAUUUAA